Messenger RNA from Pestalotiopsis fici W106-1, 447 nucleotides. RefSeq lists its product as uncharacterized. Bases 1 to 447 code for a protein of 148 amino acids. The transcript is spliced from 2 exons. Gene Ontology annotation, molecular function: oxidoreductase activity. The record is from RefSeq and is a predicted model, not a curated record. Lineage: Eukaryota; Fungi; Ascomycota; Sordariomycetes; Amphisphaeriales; Sporocadaceae.
AUGGCCGAUCAACAGCCCGAUCAAGAUGUUCGAAAGAUGCUGCUCAAGUGGUCCGUCCACCACUUCAAGCUACCUGAGGUGGACGACCAAGCUUUUGCGAAAUGGUACACAGAAGUCCAGGUUCCUCAAAUGAUGAAGAUCGUUCAAAGGCAUGGUAUCUUGAAGUAUACGCUCUAUAUCACCCCCACUUAUUUGCGUCAAGGGUUCGAGGCAGAAAUCAAGGAGCAGAAGUCGGCGCCUGGUUGGAAGCUGGCUCCCUUUGAUGUAACAUCUACUUAUUGGGUCGACGACCCAGACAAACUCAAGGCCAUGCUCGCAGAUCCCGACUGGGAAAAUAUUGUGAUUGCCUCAGAGAGGCCUUGGAUUGAUACGGAGAGAGCCGAAUGCCAAGUUGGAUUCGAGACUACAUUUCUCGAGGAUGGAGAGAUUGUCAAUGUAAAGCCUUAG